Messenger RNA from Panicum hallii, 2271 nucleotides. RefSeq names its product E3 ubiquitin-protein ligase WAV3-like. The record is from RefSeq and is a predicted model, not a curated record. The transcript is spliced from 2 exons. Bases 44 to 2137 code for a protein of 697 amino acids. Lineage: Eukaryota; Viridiplantae; Streptophyta; Magnoliopsida; Poales; Poaceae.
CUCACCAAUUCUUUCCUAUCAGUUCCCAGAGCAGCUCACCGAGAUGGAACGUCCUGAACAGAGCAACCCCUGCCCCAUUUGCACCGGCGGCAUGGGCGGCGGCGGCGGGCAGGCCAUCUUCACGGCCGAGUGCUCCCACACGUUCCACUUCCACUGCAUCUCCGCGAGCGUCGCGCACGGCCGCCUCGUCUGCCCGCUCUGCAACGCGCAGUGGCGCGAGCUGCCGUUCGUGCGGCCGUUGCCAUCACAGCCGUCGGCGAUGCCACCGACGCUACCGCGGCAGCCAUUUCCCCGCAUGGAGGCCAUGCACGGAUUUCAGCCACCGCCGCUCCGGCCCGCGGAUCCGGAGGUGUUCGACGACGACGACCAGGUGGAUCCGCCUUCCGGCCACGACGGCCAGCGGCGCGAAGCAGCCGCUGUAUCCAGCGGACCUUUGGUCGUCAGGACGCACGCUGAGUACUCGGCUGUCGCCAGGGACUCGUCUCACGACAACUUCGCCGUCCUCGUGCACGUCAAGGCUCCGGGGAUCGUCGACAGCGAGGCGGCCGCCGGCGACGCGCCACGCGCGCCUCUCGACCUCGUGACGGUGCUCGAUGUGAGCGGAAGCAUGCGCUGCCGGGACAAGCUUGCCCUGGUGAAGCAGGCCAUGGGGUUCGUCAUCGACAACCUCGGUCCCGACGACCGCCUCAGCGUGGUGUCCUUCUCCUCCGGGGCGCGCCGCGUGACCAGGCUCCUGCGCAUGUCGGGCAUCGGGAAGGGUGUCGCCUCGGAGGCCGUGGAGUCCCUCACAGCGGGCGGCGGCACCAACAUCGCCGAGGGGCUCCGGACGGCCGCCAAGGUGCUCGGCGAGCGCCGGCACAGGAACGCCGUCUCCAGCGUCAUACUCCUCUCUGACGGCCAGGACAACUACACCGUGCGGCAAACGCGGGGCAGUGUACCCAACUACGAGGCGCUGGUGCCGCCGUUCUUCGUGCCAGCUGGCACCGGCGAUCGGUCGGCGCCUCCCAUCCACACGUUUGGCUUCGGCCACAACCACGACGCGGCUGCGAUGAACGUCAUCGCCGAGGCCACCGGCGGGACGUUCUCGUACAUCGAGAACGAGGGGGCCAUCCAGGACGCGUUCGCGCAGUGCAUCGGCGGGCUGCUCACCGUCGUGGUGCAGGAGGCGCGCAUUGCCAUCGCUUCCGGGCAUCCUGGAGUUCGCAUCACCUCGGUCAAGUCCGGGCGAUACGAGAGCCGCGUCGACGAGGAUGGCCGCUCCGCCUCGGUCGCCGUCGGCGAGCUCUACGCGGACGAGGAGCGGCGCUUCUUGCUGUUCUUGUCCGUUCCAACCGCGGAAGCAACGGACGGUAAGACCCCCCUGAUCACUGUUCGUUGCAGUUACCGAGAAGCGGCUGGUGGCGCGCACGUCGACGUGACGGCCGAGGACGCGGUGGUGGCGAGACCGGAGCACGCGGCGGACGCGGAACGGUCAGCGGAGGUGGAGCGGGAGCGCGUCCGUGUGGAGGCGAUCGAGGACAUGGCGGCGGCCCGGGCGGCGGCGGAGCGGGGCGCGCACCAGGAGGCGGUGGGGAUUCUCAGGAACCGGCGGCGAGCCUUGGCGCGGUCGCCCGCAGCACGAGGCGGCGACCCCACGAGCGCGGCGCUGGGGACCGAGCUGCGGUUCAUGUGCAAGCGCGUGGCGACCCGGGAGAGCUACAUGGAGUCGGGGCGCGCGUACGUGCUCGCCGGGCUGAGCUCGCACGAGCAGCAGCGCGCGACCUCGAGGCAGCUGCGACCCCUGCGGCAGCCCUUAGCGGGUAGCGACGGUGGCGGCGGGGAGGCGAUGAGCUCGGUGGCAGCCGCGUUCGCGCAGGCGCCUUCGGCGGUUGGUGCUGGCGAUAUGGAGACGGACUUGAUGGACUAUCUCGGUGGCGGUGGACCGGGCGGCGAGGCAGGGGCGUCCAGCGCGGCGGCGGGCGAAGGGGCAUCGGAGAACGAGGCGGAGGGGACGUCGUCGUACCUGACGCCGGCCAUGCGCGCCAUGCUGUUGCGGUCGCGGAGAGCGCGGGAGGCGUCGGCUGAUCAGCAGGAGCAGCAACCGAAAGGUGCAGAAGAAGCGAGCGGCUCUGAAUCAAAGGAACUGCCAGACCUUUAGAGGCAGGAAUAGAGAGGAACCGAUCGUGAGUUCUAUCGUGGUUGUACUAGUACUUCUAUCGUGCUGAUACUGAUAGUUUUCCUUCUGAACCAAAAUUGGUAAACCAGCUCUGAAUACCAGGGAUUGCUUGGCUU